Messenger RNA from Lytechinus pictus (painted urchin), 2031 nucleotides. RefSeq names its product serine/arginine repetitive matrix protein 5-like. The coding region runs from base 1 to 2031 and encodes 676 amino acids. NCBI's taxonomy places the organism in Eukaryota, Metazoa, Echinodermata, Echinoidea, Temnopleuroida, Toxopneustidae. The record is from RefSeq and is a predicted model, not a curated record. The transcript has a single exon.
AUGCCGAGGACACGGGACUAUGAAUAUUAUAGUUCGAGUUCCUCCAGCGAUGAAUCCUCCCACACAAAUGACAGGCACCAUCGCUGGCGGAAUGAACGUAAAGUCUCUCAUAGAUAUAAUAAUCGUUUGGAUUCCUCUGAAAGAAGGAAUCCUAGGUUGAUGGAAGAUCGUGAUCAUUCCCCUCAACGUUCACGGCAUUACCGCAAUGCUCGUGGCAAUGCAGUAAGUCGUGACGGCAGACAAGGGGAAGAACAUAAUUAUAAGCGACAUAGGGACUAUAUUGACAGAUCCCGUUCGCGCCGCAAUCGGAGAGAUCGCUCUAUUUCCCCACGACACGAUUAUAGGGGAGAUAAUUGCUAUUCUAGCGAGACUCCAUUGCGAGGCGAAUGCGAUCGUCAUCGCUAUGACUCGUCAAGAACAGAUCAUCAUCAUAGGUCUCCCCUCCGUCGCAGUGGUAGGUCACGUCGUGAGUCCCCAUCAAAACAUCGGGAUCAUCAUUAUAACUAUUAUGAUAAUCAAUACAAUCUUCCACUGCGAGGCCGAGGUGAUUACCAUGAUUAUGAUUACCGAAGACACGAUCCAUCUCCUCCACGUCGUGGGAGACGUUACGAAUCCCCACACUACUAUAGGGAUGAUUAUGAUUAUUACGAUCGUAACGAAUCUCCAAUCCGACGUAGGGGCGAUGAUCGCGAAUCCCAUUCACAUAGAUAUCGAAACCGAAAUCGAUCUCCAUCACCUUAUGAAGAAAGACGGAGGGGUGAAGGUUAUAGGCGGGAUCCCCCGAGAGAAUCAUUUUAUGAUUCAAGGGUGCGAGGAUGGGAUACUCGCUCCCCUUCACCUAUUCGUCGUUCUCGAUCACCAUAUGAAGAACGGAAGGAUGACGGCUUUAGUCGGUAUCCUCCUCGAGAAUCAUUUUAUGAUUUAAGUAGGUGGGAUGCUCGCUCUCCUUCAUCCGUUCGUUACUCAGAAUGGAAGGGUAAAGACCACAGGCAGUCUUCCCCUCGAAGAUCAUUUCGUGAUCCUCAUCAUCGGCGGAAUACUCCCUCUCCUUCACCCGUCCAUUCUCGAGUAAGCACCGAGUACCCUAGCACAUCACAUUCCCGGGUAAGAUCGAAAGAUGAAGGAAACCCUGGUUCACCCUCUCGAUCCUCUCAUGGUCAUCGAAGGCGUGAGUCUUGGUCCCCUUCAUUUUCUCAUCAUUCAGACAGCGAUGGGUACCCAAGUGCUUCUUCAUCUUUUGAAGAAUGGACAAUUGAAGAUUAUAAACGGCUAACCCCGCAAUCAUUCCAUGAGCGUUCGAGGGAUAUUCGUUCAUCUUCAUCUGUCCAUCUUCAAGAUAAUAAUGAUGGAUACCAGAGUGAUAGUUGCAGAUUAGUGGCAUCCUCUCCAACAUAUGAAAAUUGUGAAACCAUAGACAAUAAUAUGCCCUCUGCCGCUAAUACUUUCUCACUCAAGCAUAUCAGGGUUACCCCAGAUUCAGUAGAAUACAAGGGACCUAGCGGGGAAAACUUUCCCCCUCCCUUUAAGGCUCGAACCAAAGAUACUGAGGAAUCUGAAGUAGAAGUUACUACUCAGUCUCUUAAACAUAGGUCAAUUGAACAACGAAUUCAUGUUUUGGAAGACAAGAUGGACUUCGUGCUUAAUCGUCUACAAAUCCUUAAUGCCCUGGAGUCCUCUGUCGAAGACCUAGCCACUCAGAUUUCCAAACUUGAGCAACUAAUACGAACUUCACAAGAAUCAAAGGGUUCCCUUAGAACUACUCCUGAGUCUAUAGAGAAUCAGACCUCUCUCAGCCAACCUAACUCCUCCCCAGUCUUGACAAAAUCCUCAGAGGAGAGUAUUUCAUGUAAUGGAUGUGAGAGGCUUGAUCCUAAUGAACUCAGUGACCUAUAUGCUGAUAAAUUAGUAUCCAUCGAAACUGAAGAAGAUCGGGGAAACGAUAUGGGAUCGGAGGAAUGGGUCCGACCCCGAUCCCAAUAUGUAAGGACCAACACCCACUCUCUCCCCCUGUUUCAAGUUCACAUCACAUAA